Cydia pomonella (codling moth) is the source of this 1850-nucleotide messenger RNA. It is a transcript of the gene sro, whose product is annotated as D-beta-hydroxybutyrate dehydrogenase, mitochondrial. The coding region runs from base 476 to 1384 and encodes 302 amino acids. Gene Ontology annotation, molecular function: oxidoreductase activity. Lineage: Eukaryota; Metazoa; Arthropoda; Insecta; Lepidoptera; Tortricidae. The transcript has 4 exons. The record is from RefSeq and is a predicted model, not a curated record.
GUAGUUUUGCACAUUAUAAUUUUGACAGAGGUGUUAUGGUAACGCUAUAGAGGUUUCAAAACUUAGUUUAACUUUAUUAUAUGUGCGCGAUACUUCUACUUAAUGCGUUUACAUAGUUUUAUUUCAUCAGUAACACUCGCGGUGACCGAAGACAUUGUUACUAAUGUCUUAAAAUUUUAAAAUGGUUUAAUAAAAUAUCAGUUGGUCUUUCUUUCUAUAUAACCAUAUGAACAAUGAAAAAUUGACGCACGAACGAAAUACCUAUGGUUCGCGAAUCGCGCUAGGUCCUCCGAAAUCCAAACGUAAAUAUAAACAUGAAAUUCAUUUUUAAUAUGCAACGAAACACGAAACCUGUUUUAAAUGCUUGUGAUCCUGUUCUCGCCGCAGUUGAACACCGACUUUCCUCUUAUCUAGACUAUUCUCUGUAUGAUACCGCUAUCGUAUUGUUAUUUGACCGUUGCAUAUUACUCGUAUUAUGAGUCUAACUCGUGUAGUGGCUAUCACGGGAUGCGACAGUGGUUUAGGAUACGCGUUGGCUACUCGAAUAGCCCGUGAAGGUAUGGUGACGGUAGCCGGAAUGUUGAAUGGAGUGGAUUCUAGAGCAGCUAAGUCUUUGGAGAAAUUAAAGGUUCAUUCGUGUCCUUUGGAUGUGACGAGUGGAGAUAGUGUUGCUGGGUUCAAGGAAUAUGUGAACGGGCUGUUGAAAGAACACCCAAAUUACAGCCUAUACGCCAUCGUCAAUAAUGCCGGAGUCAUGACCAUAGGCGACUACGAAUGGCAAACCCCUACCAUGAUAGAAAACGCAGUAAACGUGAAUUUACUUGGUGCUAUGAGGGUAGUCUCCGCUUUCCUUCCACAACUAAGGAAGACCUCACAAGACGGAAUAAAACCUCGAAUAAUCAACGUGGCAAGUCACUGCGGUCUACAACCUCUACCAGGUUUCGCCGCUUACAGUGCAAGCAAAGCUGGCCUCCUGGCUUGGACGCGAGCGCUGCGUAUGGAGCUACGGGACCAUGGGCUCUCGGCUGUGGCUUUUGUACCAGGAGGUUUCGUUGGAUCUAGCAACAUACUGGCAGCACAAGCUAACUCCUGCAGCAAAAUGCUCGAACAUCUAGACCCGGACCAACGGAAACUUUUCGAAAAAAGAAUAACGGCCCUCAGUGACUACCUGCAAAGUGCGUGUCAAAAUUCGAACUAUGAUUCGUUAAAGGACAUAGAUAUAAUUGAGACGUUUGUUAAGGCGUUAACUGAUGAAAAGCCUCGAUUUUUAUACAAGGUGCAAUCGUGGAGAUAUGCGUGUUAUUACAGUUUGUUGAAAAUGCCUGUCCCUGAAGCGGCGCAUCUUUGGUUGAUAAAGAAGUUUCUGAGUUUUCCAGAAGUUUAACUAAGGAUUUGUAAUAUUUAUAAUUAUUUUAGUUUAUUGGUAUAAAGUUGACCAAAUGCGAGAAUCCUGUUUGAAAAUGUAGUAUUGAUAGUGUGUUACUAUGUUGUCUCUGAAAAGCGACAAUUAUAUCCACACUUCCCGAUUUCGGGCCUGAUACUCGUUUUCGUUUCACGGAAUAAGUAUCAGCACAUAACAACAUUUGAUAUGUAAAAAAUCUUUAUCUCUAAUUGCCAAAAAAUUUCAAUGGUAGAUAUUUUUGCAUUUCAAAUAUUGUAAACGAAGUGCUGAUAUUUGGUAAAACUGAAAAAUAUUAUUUCUCGGGCCCGAAAUCGGGUCUGAUUUCAGGCCUGAUGAAGUGUGGAUGUAAUUGGCACUUCACACCAUGUUAUACACGGUGUUAUGUUUUAUAAGUUUGUACAUACUUUACGAUGAAAAACCAAUAAAUAUUUAUCCAUGACAAUCCACA